CUUUAAAAUAUUUUCUCUAAUCAUUAUCAAGAAAGUUGUCAUGUGUUCGUAUCGACCAGAUGAGUGAUAGGUUUUAGAAAAGAUUCAUUUAAUACUUUGAGAUAAACUGCAAGGUAGCAAGUUGUUAACCAGGAUUUUAAUUCAAAUUUUAGUUACGAUUCAUUUGCAUUGGAACCGAGAUCAAGUAUUAUUACACGAAUUAUUCUAUUUAUCUUAUCUAUUACUAUUUCAUCUUAUCUAGUCGACUCCAAGAGGCUGUAUGUGUACUCCUUGUGUACUCUGCCUCAAAGAAUUUGUACAGACUAACUUCAUGUCGAUUAUUCGUGUUAGUAACGUGAAGGUGGUAAUGAUACGAAACGUCACAUAUUUAUGCUCGUGAAAUCCGUUUCGUUCUUUGGAGACUGUAUUUUUAUUUGAUCAUGUUCAUAUAGUCUCUCUAAACUAGUUGGCUGUUACUCAUUGCUCAUCAAAAAGGAAGAAGCACAUUUCUUAAAGUGAAGAGAAAUAUAAAAUAAAGAUAUAAAAUGGUAGAGAAUAAUACAACUAGUGAGAGUGAUGAAGGAGAAGUAAAGUCAGAUUUUGAAGAGGAUUUCCAGGAAGAGCUGUACAACUUUCCUCACGUCUUAAGAUUUAUUCAGAGAAUGCGUGAUCACAUCAAGAAGCAGAAUAAGAAGAUUGCCAAAUUGCGAAACAAAAUCAAUCAACAUAAAAAACAGUUGAUGCAAAGUAAAAUCCUGGUCGAUUAUGGAACUCAAACAAAUCCUCUGGAACAUGAAAAGGAAUUAUGUCUUACUCAAGAUUGGAAUAUAAGCAAUGACAAAACUUUCAGCACUAUUAAAGAACAAGUAACAGAAGUUGCAGAAGCUGUUGAACAACAAACUCGUUUCGUUUAUGAAGAAACAUCUGGUUUAUUUUACGAUUACAACAGUGGUUAUUAUUACGAUGCAAAACAAGGAUUAUAUUACAAUGGGAACACUGGUGCAUAUUACUAUUAUGAUAAAGCUAGUAAUAUGUAUCACUUCCAUAGUCAAGUGACUGUGGACAAAGGAGCUGCACAUGAUCAAAACAGGAAGCAGCGGAAAACUAGAAAGGCAACCAAGGUUUCGGAUGACAUACAUGAAUUAGAUAUGGGAAAGAAACGAAAGCUUGCCAAAAGAGAUGAACAGUUCGAAGACGAACUCGAGGAGGGUGAAUGUUCAAGCAAUGACAGCAAUUCUAAUGACAUUACACCAGAAUUGUGUACUAGUAGUGAUAGUGACCAUGAAGAUGAACAAGAUCUAGCAAAACCAUACCCACCAUGUAUGAGAAUCAUAGUUAAAGAAACUGAUUUACCAAAGCUGAGGGUCGGAAGUCUCUUCAUAGUCCCUUAUACAGGCGGUUCACUUGGUCGAGAAGGCGAUCAUUCCGUAUUAAUUCCAGAUAUAAAUAUCAGUAAACAUCAUGCCAGAUUUGCGUACGACGAGGAUAAGAAAAUAUACAAGAUCACGGAUCUGGGUUCGAGAAAUGGAACGUUUCUGAAUGGUAAAAGGCUGUCAGUGGCGAAGCAGGAAUCCGAACCUCACGAAGUUUCGCACGGUUCGAUUGUACAAGUCGGUACCACGAAACUGUUGUGUCACAUACACAAUGGCAACGAAACCUGCGGUCACUGUGAACCGGGUCUCGUCCAGCAAAUCAGUAACGUGGAGGAAAACAAAAUUUGCAAAAAGGAGCAGCACAAGCAAGAAUUGAGACGACUGAAAUUUAAGUUCGGCGUGGAGAAAGAUAACGUCGCGGCUGCUAGUCAAUUAGCAUCGGGAUAUCAAGAUAGAGCGCAGAGCCGAAGACAGUCCAUCGGUUCGUUAAAUCAUCAUGCCAAAACGCAACACAGCUCUAUGGAUACACGGAUAGCUAAGGACAAUAAAGGAUUUAAGCUACUGUCGAAAAUGGGCUGGUCUGAGGGACAAUCAUUGGGCAAGGAAGGAGAUGGACGAACUGAACCGGUAUCUAUGACGAAUAAUCCGAGCAAAACCGGUCUCGGCGCAGCGAGCGAAUUUCCUACAAUCGAACUAGAUUCUACGACGGAAAAGAAGCAGGCGUUGUGGCGAAAGACCCAGCAACGUUACAAAGAAAUAAACGACGAUUCGGAAUAAUUGCCACGGUGAACGGUGCGUCGGGGGAAACGCACCGAUCCAUUUGCAUUCGCGUGACACUUUUUAUCACGCUUGUCACGCGGUGACCGAAGACCAGUUAAGUACGGUGUUUUAUCAUAGAAAUCUUAUUUAGACUUACCUCGUCACGUGUACAAAGAAAAUCAUUGCUAGAAUCAGUACAAAUUGUAUGAUACCAUGUUUAAUUAUGGUAACAUUUACUUUCGUCUUACACAAGUUGUGAAUAUUUUUAAUAAAAUACAUAUUUCAUGCCA
Ceratina calcarata is the source of this 2401-nucleotide messenger RNA. RefSeq names its product angiogenic factor with G patch and FHA domains 1. NCBI's taxonomy places the organism in Eukaryota, Metazoa, Arthropoda, Insecta, Hymenoptera, Apidae. The coding region runs from base 525 to 2129 and encodes 534 amino acids. The transcript has 9 exons. The record is from RefSeq and is a predicted model, not a curated record. Gene Ontology annotation, molecular function: nucleic acid binding; protein binding.